AUGGAUAGCAUGAGAGAGUGGACAUCCUCUCCCCCGAGUGUCAGCAUGGCUGCCGAUCGGAUCCCAUCUGGAGUACGGCUCAUCAAGCUCUUGUCGACACUUGUAUUCAACGACAUGUCUCUGCUAACGGCUCACAUCACCUUCCUCCAAUCAAACGUCACACAAAGUACUCAAGAGUUCAUAGAAGAAAUCGCGGCGUCAUUCACUGUCACUACUCCAGAAGCCGUGCAGAGCGCGAUAGCACUUGAACAACAAAUGCGUGAUGUUCGGUGGGCGACAAUGCUAGUCCGUGUCAUCCGCGUUGGCCAAUAUACAACGUUUGUUUCUGGACGGGGCGACAAUCGCGAGGAGAAGACGACUUUGCUGGUGCAAGACGUCAUGCAAACAGCGAGGGUCGACGAUGUGUUGAGAGGAAUAGAGAGCGCCAGGGCCGCAGUCUGGCAGUUGAAGCGCUUCUUUGAGAAAAUGGACCACAGUCCCUCGACAAGCCCUGAGAAAGAGGCCAUGCGGGUCAGCGAUGAAAUCGAUCAUCCGCCCAGCGCUUUCAAAUCAGACACCGGCUCGGACAGCAGCGGACACUUGUUCAAUCCGUCCGAUCCAACCGUUAUGGAGAGCCUUCUGUCUAGUUCUCCCCCUCGUCACAAUUCGAGGUCCAGUCCCUCGAAGUCCGAAUCCGGCUACGUAUCAAGCCCAUCCCGACGCGUCAGGUCGGUAAUGGCUGGGGCUGGGUCAAGCUUCAAUCGUGUGUUUCGCCGUAAACGUCGUUCGCCUAUCCCCAAGCCUUUCCGCAAGCCAACCAAGGAACAGAACUACAUCAGAACCCUCGCAGCGUUGGAAGAGCAACUCCCUAUCGCGUACAUUGGACAGACGCUCCCGCUGCUCCGACUGAUGGACAGACGCCUCGAGGUCUUCCUGGACUUUUGGAAAGAAUGGGGCGUGCCAGCCAACGGAUACUGGAUCCUGAACGAAGAGGAGGAUGCAGUCGUCAUCAGAGGCAGUUGGGUCAAACGCGAGUGGGACAUCUUCAAAGAACUGUCCGAGCUUGAGGCGACGAUCAAAGAUUGGUGCACAAGGUUAGGCUCGAGAAGCCCCAGAUUCCAUUCGAGCCGCUUUGACUGA
Molecule: messenger RNA, 1119 nt
Organism: Dacryopinax primogenitus
Lineage: Eukaryota; Fungi; Basidiomycota; Dacrymycetes; Dacrymycetales; Dacrymycetaceae
Exons: 2
Coding region: 1-1119 (372 amino acids)
Source: RefSeq, a predicted model, not a curated record